Vanessa tameamea is the source of this 1517-nucleotide messenger RNA. RefSeq names its product FAD-dependent oxidoreductase domain-containing protein 1 (gene l(2)37Bb). The coding region runs from base 89 to 1480 and encodes 463 amino acids. Gene Ontology annotation, molecular function: oxidoreductase activity. NCBI's taxonomy places the organism in Eukaryota, Metazoa, Arthropoda, Insecta, Lepidoptera, Nymphalidae. The record is from RefSeq and is a predicted model, not a curated record. The transcript has 6 exons. Gene Ontology annotation, biological process: mitochondrial respiratory chain complex I assembly. Gene Ontology annotation, cellular component: cytoplasm.
UAUGGUUUACAUAGAAAGUUUUAUUUAUAUUUAGAAAGAUAUGUUAUUUACGAAUUAUAAAGGUUACUGCUAAAUUCUAAGAAUAACCAUGAAUUUUUCGAGAAUUUUAACUAAAAAUAUUAAAAAAUAUAUCGUAUUUUCUAAUCGGAACUAUGCUAAAUUUGUAAAUCCAUUUACAAGAACGUGGGAUACAAUAAAUAACGAAAUAAAAUCAGGCUUUAAACAACAGUCUGAUUAUCCUGAACAUGCAGAUGUUGUUAUAAUAGGGGGUGGUUUUAUAGGAUCCUCUGUAGCAUAUUGGCUAAAAAACAGAGCAGGUGAGGGGUUAUCUGUUGCUGUUAUAGAAAAAGACACUACAUAUGAAAUGUGCCAGAACAUGCAUUCCCAUGGAAUCAUUACUCAACAUUACUCUUUACCUGAGAAUAUUUAUUUAUCACAAUAUAGUGCUGACUUUUUGAGAAAUAUAAAACAAAAUUUGAAAGAAGACGUGGAUAUUGAAUUUAAACCACAUGGUACUUUAAUACUUGCAAGUGAAAAGUAUGCUUCUAAGUUGGAGGAAAAUGUUUCACUGCAAAAAGAAUUUGGUAUAAGUAGCAAAAUACUAACAGUUGAAGAAAUAGAGAGACUGUAUCCGUGGAUCAACACAUCUGAUAUUAAAUUGGGUUGUAUUAGUAAAGAAUCAGAAGGUGCAUUCAACUCACAAAGUUUGUUAAAAGGAUUAAUUAAAAAAACACAGGAACUUGGUGCUACUUAUUUAAAAUCUGAAGUGAUUGAUUUUGAAAUGAAUCCUCAACAAGAUAUUUUAAUGGAAGGUGUUGCACCAGGGUCAUUUAAAAAAAUUAAUAGACUAGUGUACAGAACUGAGGAUAAUCAAGAAAUAUUUUUAAAGUUUGCAGUUUGUGUUGUAGCUGCUGGUUCUGAUUCAGAAUCUGUAGCAAAAUUGGCAAAUAUUGGGACAGGUGGUGGCCUAUUGUCUGUGCCUUUGCCAAUUGAAAAGAGGGAGUACAAUGUAUAUUCAAUUGAAAAUGAAGGUAGCAAAAUGUCAUUUGGUUUAAACACUCCUUUCAUAAUGGAUACCAGUGGUUUAUGGUUAAAAAGAGAUGGACUACAAAAAAAAUUAAUAUGUGGGCAAAUUCCUCUUAUAAAACAGGACAAAAAUAUAUCUUACAGUGAUAUUCUUUAUUCUUCAUUACACAAUAGAUACCCAGAAUGUGUAAAGUCCAAGGUUAAACCUAUUUCUACGGAUUUUAUUGAUUGUAAUACCUAUGAUGACACUGGUAUUUUAGGCCCUCACCCAUACCACACAAAUCUAUUUUUUGCAACAGGCUUUAGCAGACAAGGUGUUCAACAUUCUCCAGCAAUUGGUAGAGCUGUUGCUGAAUUAAUUAUAGAUUGUCAGUUUACAACAAUUGAUCUAUCAAGAUUUGGGUUUGAUAGAAUAUUAAUAGAUGAACCUUUGAUAGAAUCCAAUGUAUAUUAGAAUGUUAUGAAAUAAUAAAUAAAAACAGUUUAGUUAA